Aspergillus affinis is the source of this 2889-nucleotide messenger RNA. Its product is annotated as tetratricopeptide repeat domain protein. The record is from RefSeq and is a predicted model, not a curated record. Gene Ontology annotation, molecular function: protein binding. NCBI's taxonomy places the organism in Eukaryota, Fungi, Ascomycota, Eurotiomycetes, Eurotiales, Aspergillaceae. The transcript has a single exon. The coding region runs from base 1 to 2889 and encodes 962 amino acids.
AUGGCGGACACCACAACCCCCGUGUCAUUGAACACGAUAUUCGAUCAAGGUCCAUCCUUUAAUCAGUUUGAUCCCAUUCAUCUAACCGACCCUGAGAUUCUUCCGAUCUUGCGGUUGCCUUUGGCUGGCACCUUGCUGGGACAUGAUUCAGCCGAAGAUGCCUUGAGCCGAGUCGCGCGCGGCGAAAUCUCCUUUACCCAAUUAGUGGCUGAAAAGGCCCAAGGAGUUUCCCAGCCAGAAGAGCGUUCUCAAUUGCUUCACGUCGCCUUGGCUGCUCUCUUCAGCUUCCUUCAGUCUAACGUCACCGGACCUCCCCUCGAGUUUAACCCCGCCGAAGUCACCCUCCCCUCCGGCCUACGAUCCGACCAGACCACCCUGAGAAAUGUCCGGGCUCACAUCAUUCGCGAAUUGUCCGUCGAUGGCGAAGCCGCAUACAAACUCACUCCCAAUGUCGAACUGUUCGCCGUUGCCAAGGCUCUCUUGGCCGACUCCGAUGUCCUGUUUACGAACCCUCCGCUUGUCGCACUAACCGCCAGGAUGCGAGUGAACCUCCUCCACCAAAAAAUGCUCUCCGAAGUUACUGGCACCUUACAAGACGCCAUCUAUGCCGACCUGGAGAAGAUUGGCCAGGCCGUGCUCAACAAUCCGUCUACCACCGAAGAAAAGGGACGGUUUCUCCUGGAACGCGCAACCAUCCACACCCACCACGGCUACGAUGCCAAGGCUAGGGCCGAUUUGGAACAAGCUGCCGCGGUACGGAAUUUCGAGUUUGCGUUGACCGGUAGAAUGGGCAAGCGUACCAAGUUCCAGGACCGCGAUAUCAGUCAGCUAGUCAUCCUGGCUAAAAGUGCCGACGAGAACGCCUCGAAUGCGCCCGCCAGCGCGGACAAGAAGGAAGAGUCUUCCGGCCCGAAGAAUCUCGACCUCAACGAUGAUACCCUCCUUGAAUCUAUUUCUUUCACCAAGUCCGACGGUCAGGAGCAGGACAAGCCUGUGACUGUCCAGGACGAAUCCGAACUGUCGCCGUCUCUGGCAUCUCUGGACCCCGGCAACCAGCCCAUCUUGAACCCUAUUGAUUCUUCCAUCCUCCUCGCACUCGCGUCCGCCAUUACCAACACCACUCCCGAAAACGGUUUGACCCGAGAGGAAACCCAGCCGUAUGCUACGCGCGUUCUCGAGGGUGGUAGCUCGAACUGGCAGAUCUAUACGCAGGCCCUUGAGUUGCGAAGUCGCAUCGAAGGUUAUCGCGCUCGAACGGUGGAGCGUGCUGUGCUGCAAAUGCAGGCUCUGGUUGACCAAGUCAUCGCCGACACCGCCACACCCGAUACCCAGGCCACCAAUGCCGUGGAGCAGCCCACAACCUUCCUUCCAAGACCCGAAGAAUCCGAAUCUGCAUCUGCCGCGGAACGACUUGAAUAUAUCUGGAUUCUUAAUUUCUCCACCCGAUGGAAUCUCGAGGCCGAAUUGGCCAAGCGAUGGGUCGAGCUGGGGGCACUGAGGACUGCGCUGGAGAUCUACGAGCGUCUGCAGAUGUGGGCUGAAGCUGCGCUCUGCUACGCCGCUACCGAGAGGGAGGCAAAGGCGAGGUCUAUGGUUCGCAGACAGCUAUAUGAACCUAUCAACAAAGAAACGGACGACGAGAACGAAAAGUUCGAAGGACCGGAAUUGUCCCCUCUUCCGGCGGAUGCUCCCCGCCUGUUCUGCAUCCUGGGAGACAUUGAAACCGACCCGGCCAUGUAUGAACGUGCUUGGGAGGUCUCGAGUCAUCGAUAUGCCCGAGCACAGCGUUCUCUCGCGCGCCACUAUCUCACCAUAAAACCGCCUGCUUUGGAAAAGGCCGAAGAGGCAUACCGCAAGAGUUUGCACAUCAACGGUCUGAACCACAGCGCGUGGUUUGCCCUGGGCUGCGUGCAACUCGAAUUGCAGCGCUGGGAUGAUGCCAUUUAUUCGUUCACUCGCACCGUUCAGAUCGAUGACACCGAUGCCGAAGGAUGGAGUAAUCUCGCCGCAGCCAUCCUCCGAUCGCCCCAGCCCGACGAAAACACGACCCCAGCGGCCGCUGCGAUUCCGCAGAAGCUGCCCGACGAGGACGAGGACGUUGAUCCGACCACUGAAAAGGCACCCGAGGAUCCCUGGAAGCGGAAAAGAGAAGCCCUCGCGGCGUUGCACCGUGCCGCCUCGCUCAAACACACCGACGCGCGCAUCUGGGACAACGUUCUCACCGUGGCCGCUUCCAUUCCCCCACCGUUCACCCCAUUCCGGGACGCCGUCAUGGCACAACGACGACUCAUCGAGCUCCUUGGGGACAAGAAGGGCGAGAAAUGCGUCGACCUACCCAUCCUCGGUAUGCUGGUGGACCACCUCGUCACGGCGUACGAUUACGACAAAAUCAUGAUCCACGUCAACGCCGGCAGCGAUGCGGCACCAGAGUACGUCGUCCGGAGCGGAACCAUCCCGGGCCAGAUCCUGUCUCUCGUCCACGACGCUGUGGUGCCGCUGAUCACGCACUCCGCUCCGCUGUGGCUUCUCGUCGCGCGGGUCGAGCAGUUCUGCGAGCGGCCGUCCAAGGCAUUCGAAGCUCACGAGAAGGCCUGGCGCGCCACCGUCGCCUCGUCCACCCAGGGUGCAUUCCAGAUGGGAGAUGAGAAGAAAUGGAUGGACGUCGUGCGCGCCACCGAGAAACUGGUGCGCAACGGGUAUUCCAAGUUCGGACCCAUGGAUAAGGAAGGACAGCAAGGUGCGGAGGAGCCCGAAAUGGUGGCCCAGGACUGGCGAUUCAAGUCCCGUAGCGCCGUCCGGGGAAUCCUCGGCAAGGGCAAGGAUUUCUGGGAGGAUACCGAGGGAUGGACGCGUUUGAAGGAGUUACAGAGCGAGGUUGGAAGCUCAUAG